Talpa occidentalis (Iberian mole) is the source of this 6962-nucleotide messenger RNA. RefSeq names its product nucleoporin 210 (gene NUP210). The coding region runs from base 78 to 5747 and encodes 1889 amino acids. The record is from RefSeq and is a predicted model, not a curated record. The transcript is spliced from 40 exons. Lineage: Eukaryota; Metazoa; Chordata; Mammalia; Eulipotyphla; Talpidae. Gene Ontology annotation, cellular component: nuclear pore.
GCGCGGCGGGCACCAGGGCGCGAGGGGGAGCGCGCGGGCGGCCGGCGCCGGGUCGCGGGAGGUGAAGCGCGGCGAGGAUGGCGGCGCCGGGCGGGCGGCUGCCGCCGCUGCUGCUCGCGCUCUCGGCGCUGCUGGCGCUGGGCCCCGCCGCCGCGGCGGCCAAGCUCAACAUCCCCAAGGUGCUGCUGCCCUUCACGCGCGCCACGCGCGUCAACUUCACGCUGGAGGCCUCGGAGGGCUGCUACCGCUGGUCCUCCACCCGGCCGGAAGUGGCCAGCAUUGAGCCGCUGGGCCCAGACGAGCAGCAGUGCUCCCAGAAGGCUGUGGUGCAGGCCCGCCUGUCCCAGCCUGCCCGACUGACCAGCAUCAUCUUUGCCGAGGAUGUCACCACCGGCCAGGUCCUGCGCUGUGACGCCAUUGUCGACCUCAUCCAUGGUAUUCAGAUUGUCUCUACUACCCGAGAGCUCUACCUGGAGGACUCACCCCUGGAGCUGAAGAUCCAGGCACUGGACUCAGAAGGGAACACGUUCAGCACCCUGGCGGGGCUGGUCUUUGACUGGACGAUUGUGAAGGACACGGAGGCCAGCGGGUUCUCAGAUUCCCACAAUGCACUGCGAAUCCUCACUUUCUUGGAGUCUACAUACAUACCUCCCUCCUACAUCUCGGAGAUGGAGAAGGCGGCCAAGCAGGGAGACACCAUCCUGGUGUCGGGGAUGAAGACCGGGAGCUCCAGGCUCAAGGCGCGCAUCCAGGAGGCCGUCUACAAGAACGUGCACCCUGCGGAGGUCAGGCUGCUGAUUUUGGAGAACAUCCUUCUGAACCCAGCUUACGAUGUCUACCUCAUGGUGGGGACCUCCAUUCACUACAAGGUGCAGAAGAUCAGGCAAGGAAAGAUCACAGAACUCUCAAUGCCUUCGGAUCAGUAUGAGCUGCAGCUGCAGAACGACAUCCGGGGCCCCAAGGGCGACACGGGCCGGCCUGUGGCUGUCUUGGCCGAGGAUACCUCCACUGUCACUGCAGUGCAGCUGGGACAGACCAGCCUCGUCCUGGGCCACAGGAGUAUCCGCAUGCAGGGUGCGUCCAGGCUGCCUAACAGCACCAUCUACGUGGUUGAACCCGGGUACCUAGGGUUUACAGUCCACCCCGGUGACAGGUGGGUGCUGGAGACCGGCCGCCUAUACGAAAUUACCGUUGAAGUGCUUGACAAGUCUGGCAACAAGGUCUACCUGUCAGACAACAUCCGCAUCGAGACCAUGCUUCCUCCUGAAUUCUUUGAGGUGCUCUCUUCUUCUCAGAAUGGCUCUUACCAUCAUGUGAGGACCAUAAAGAGGGGCCAGACAGCCAUUGAGGCAGCCCUCACCUCUGUGGUGGACCAGGAUGGAGGAGUCCAUACGUUACGGGUGCCUGUGUGGAACCAGCAGGAGGUGGAAAUUCAUGUCCCCAUCACCCUGUAUCCCGGCAUCUUGACGUUUCCCUGGCAGCCAAAGACCGGGGCCUAUCAGUACACCAUCAAGGCCCAUGGUGGGAGUGGGAACUUCAGCUGGUCUUCAUCAAACUACGUGGUUGCUACGGUCACCGUCAAAGGUGUGAUGACCACAGGCAGCGACACUGGCCUCAGUGUGAUCCAGGCACAUGAUGUGCAGAACCCACUACAUUUUGGCGAGAUGAAGGUGUACGUGAUCGAGCCCAGCAGCAUGGAGUUUGCCCCCUGCCAGGUGGAGGCUCGGGUGGGCCAGAUCCUGGAGCUGCCACUGAGGAUCAACGGCCUCAUGCCUGGUGGAGCCAGCGAGGUGGUCACCCUGAGCGACUGCUCCCACUUUGACUUGGCAGUUGAGGUGGAGAACCAUGGUGUGUUCCAGCCACUCCCAGGGAGGCUGCCGCCGGGAUCGGAGCACUGCAGUGGAGUCACGGUACGAGCAGAGGCCCAGGGCUACACUGCACUCCUCGUGAGCUACAAACAUGGCCACAUCCACCUGAGCGCCCGGAUCACCAUUGCUGCCUACCUGCCGCUCAAGGCUGUAGACCCCUCCUCUGUUGCCUUGGUGACCCUGGGCUCAUCAAAGGAAAUGCUGUUUGAAGGCGGUCCCAGACCCUGGGUCCUCGAGCCUUCCAAAUUCUUCCGGAACGUUACCUCUGAGGACAUGGACAGUAUCGGUCUGGCUCUCUUUGGUCCCCCUGCUUCCCGAAAUUACCAGCAACACUGGAUCCUUGCAACCUGUCAGGUUUUGGGCGAGCAGGUCAUCGCCCUCUCAGUGGGGAACAGGCCCAGUGUCACCAACCCCUUUCCUGUGCUGGAGCCCUCGGUGGUGAAGUUGGUGUGUGCGCCACCCUCCAGGCUCACCCUCACGCCUGUCUACGCCAGCCCACAGCUGGACCUAUCCUGCCCGCUGCUGCAGCAGAACAAGCAGGUGGUGCCGGUCUCCAGCCACCGCAACCCCCUGCUGGACCUGGCUGCCUAUGACCAGCAGGGCCGCAGAUUUGACAACUUCAGCUCUCUGAGCAUCCAGUGGGAGUCCACCAGGCCACUGUUGGCUAGCAUUGAAGUUGACCUACCUAUGCAGCUGGUGUCCCAAGAUGACGGGAGCGGCCAAAAGAAGUUGCAUGGUUUGCAGGCCAUUUCAGUCCAUGAGGCCUCAGGAGCCACCGCUGUCUCCGCCACCGCCACCAGCUACCAGCAGUCCCACCUGGGCGCAGCCGGGGUGAAACAGCCGCACGACCCCCUCGCACCUGUGUCAGCCUCCAUAGAGCUCAUCCUGGUGGAGGACGUGCGGGUGAGUCCAGAAGAGGUGACCAUCUACAACCACCCGAGUGUGCAGGCAGAGCUGCACAUCAGAGAAGGCUCUGGCUACUUCUUCCUCAACUCCAGCUCUGCAGACGUCGUGAAGGUGACCUACCAGGAGGCCAGGGGUGUCGCCGUGAUACACCCUCUGCUCCCGGGGACGUCGACCAUCAUGAUCCAUGACCUGUGCCUGGCUUUCCCAGCCCCUGCAAAGGCAAAUGUUUUCGUCUCAGAUAUCCAGGAGCUGUACGUUCGCGUGGUUGACAAGGUGGAGAUUGGGAAGACAGUCAAGGCCUAUGUCCGGGUGCUGGACCUCCACAAGAAGCCUUUCCUGGCCAAAUACUUUGCCUUCAUGGACUUGAAGCUCCGAGCCGCCUCCCAGAUCGUCACAUUGGUGGCCCUGGACGAGGCCCUGGACAACUACACUGCCACCUUCCGUGUCCACGGUGUGAGCAUUGGCCAGACCAGUCUCACUGCGACCGUGACUGAUAAAGCUGGACAGAGGAUCAACUCAGCCCCGCAGCAGAUCGAGGUCUUUCCCCCAUUUAGAUUGAUACCCAGGAAGGUGGUGCUGAUUAUCGGGGCCACUAUGCAGAUCACCUCUGAAGGCGGCCCCCAGCCUCAGUCCAACAUCCUCUUCUCCAUCAGCAACGAGAGCGUGGCGGUGGUGAACGGGUCGGGGCUGGUGCAGGGCCUCGCUGUCGGCAAUGGCACCGUGUCGGGGGUGGUGCAGGCCGUGGAUGCUGAGACCGGCAAGCUCGUUAUUGUGUCUCAGGAUCUUGUGGAGGUGGAGGUGCUGCUUCUCCAGGCAGUGAGGAUCCGUGCCCCCAUCACACGGAUGAGGACAGGGACCCAGAUGCCGGUCUACAUCACCGGAAUCACUAACAACCAGAACCCUUUCUCCUUUGGCAAUGCUGUGCCAGGCCUGACCUUCCACUGGUCUGUCACCAAGCGGGACAUCCUAGACGUCCAAGGGCGGCACCAUGAGGCAUCGAUCCAGCUACCAUCACAGUACAACUUUGCCAUGAACGUGCACGGUCGGGUGAAAGGCCGGACCGGGCUGAGGGUGGUGGUCAAGGCUCUGGACCCCACAGCUGGGCAGCUGCUUGGCCUCGCCAAAGAACUCUCUGAUGAGAUCCAAAUCCAGGUAUUUGAAAAGCUGGUGCUGCUGAACCCUGAAAUAGAAGCUGAACAAAUAUUAAUGUCACCCAACUCGUUUCUAAAGCUGCAGACAAACAGGGAUGGCACAGCGUCUCUGAGCUACCGUGUCCUGGACAGGCCUGAGAAGGUUCCCCUCGUGCACAUCGAUGAGAAAGGCUUCCUGGUGUCGGGGUCCGCGAUUGGCACGGCCACAAUCCGAGUGACUGCCCAAGAGCCUUUUGGAGCCAACCAAACCAUUACCAUCGCUGUAAAGGUGUCUCCUGUUUCUUACCUGAGACUCUCUAUGAGCCCUGCCCUGUGCACCCAGAACAAGGAGGCUCUGGUGGCCCUGCCUUUAGGGAUGACCAUGACCUUCACUGUCCACUUCCACGACAACUCUGGAGACAUCUUCCAUGCUUACAAUUCAGUCCUCAACUUUGCAACAAACAGAGAUGAGUUCGUGCAGGUCGGGAAAGGUGCCACCAACAACACAUGGGUCGUCCGUGCCGUCAGUGUGGGCCUGACGCUGCUCAGUGUGUGGGACACGGAGCAUCCUGGCCUCUCAGACUUCGUCCCGCUGCCCGUCCUGCAGGCCAUCUCCCCAGAGCUGUCUGGAGUGGUGGUGGUGGGGGAUGUCCUCUGUUUGACCACUGUUCUGGUCAGCCUGGAAGGUAUCUCUGGAACCUGGAGCUCCUCAGCCAACAACAUCCUCCACGUGGACCCCAAGACCGGCGUGGCCGUAGCCCGGGAUGUGGGAUCUGUGACAGUUUACUACGAGGUUGCCGGGCACCUGAGGACCUACAAGGAGAUGGUGAUCGGUGUCCCUCAGAGGAUCGUGGCCCAUCACCUCCACCCCGUCCAGACCAGCUUCCAGGAUGUGGCAGCCUCCAAAGUGAUGGUCACCGUUGGAGACGGGAACUCCAACCUGAGAGGUGAGUGUUCCCCCACCCAGCUGGAAGUCAUUGAUACGCUGCACCCAGAAUCCCUCAUCAGCUGCCAGCUCCAGUUCAAGCAAGACUUCUUCGACUUCCAGGCCCGGGACAUCUUCACUGCAGAGCCAGGGUUUGAUGCUGCUUUGGGCCGGUACCUCUGCUCCAUCACGAUGCACAGGCUGACGGACAAGCAGCUGAAGCACCUCAGCAUGAAGAAGACAGUGCUGGUGGUCACCGCCUCCAUGCUGGGCAGCCACUUCUCUGCAGAGCAGCUCGGGGCCGAGGUGCCCUUCAGCCCGGGGCUGUAUGCUGACCAGGCUGAAAUCCUUUUGAGCAACCACUACACCAGUUCCGAGGUCAAGGUCUUUGGUGCCAUGGAGGUUUUGGAGAACCUGGAGGUAAAAUCUGGGUCUCCGGCUGUACUUGCCUUCAUGAAGGAGAAGUCUCUGGGGCUGCCCAGCUUUGUGACCUACACAGUCAGUGUCUCAGAUCCCACAGCCGGCAGCCAGGGCCCUCUGUCCACCACCCUGACCUUCCUGAGUCCCAUGACUAACCAAGCCAUCACUGUCCCAGUCACCGUGGCCUUCGUGAUGGAUCGCCGCGGACCCGGACCUUAUGGAGCCAGCCUCUUCCAGCACUUCCUGGAUUCCUACCAAGUCAUGUUCUUCACGCUUUUUGCCCUGCUGGCUGGGACCGCUGUCAUGAUCAUAGCCUACCAUGCCGUCUGCACACCCCGGGAGCUCUCUGUGCCUCCAGCCCUCUCCCCCCAAGCCAGCCCUCGGCACAGCCCCCACUAUGUCGCUGCCUCGUCGCCAACACCUUUCAACGCUUUGCCUGCCGUGCGCAGAGCCAGCCCCCGCUCCGGGUUAUGGAGCCCCGCAUACAGCUCCCACUAGCCAGCCCCAGGCUGGGCCUGCACCCAGGACAAUCCUACCCCAUCCGACCUGGAGCCAGCUCCCGGGCUCAAGCCCCAGGCCUCGCCUGCUUUGCCAGGGCUGUAGUUAUUAGGCCACGCUUGUUCGCUUGUUCUUACAUGUAGGAGGUUAGGGGUGUGCUUGGUUUGUGUUCUUUGGAAUCUUGCAAAGCUGAGACUUCUCAGCACAUUCCUUCUGCCCUCUGCCCGGGGUCCUGGACAGCACGCAGUGUCCACUUCUCCCAGCGUGGCUGGCGUCAACACCCACGGUCCUGUGCGCAGCAGCUCUGUUGAGGAGUCAUCUGCGGUGACGCCACCAGGCGAUCUCAGGGAAUGGACUUUUUCAUUCUUUUUGUGAGGGUUUUUCUCCGUGGAAACUUUACUUUCCCCACGUCUGGCUGCUGCUCGGAAAUGAGAGCAGCAGAAGUGAGUGUUUGUGCCUGCCCUUCCCCCACGCAGGGAGCCUCAGGGACGCAGGCACUGCACCACUGGCCCCCUGCGGCCUCCCAGCCACCUCAAGCCGAGAAUGGGCUGCUCUCGCUGCUCUUCAGGCCGCUGUAAAUGAACAGACCUCCCGUCCUCUGUUUCUGUUUCAUAAACUGUGGAAAUAGCUCCAGGCUUGGCUCUGGCCCCGCUGGGGCCUCCCAAGGUCUGGCUCAGUCUCCCCUUCCCACUUCUUUAUCAGCCCAGGGACAUCCAGACUCGUGGCGUCCCUGAGCUGGAGACAGGGAUCUCCCUUCCUGCUGGGCUGAGGGCUGCGGUGCCCAGUGACUCUCGCCCCGCUGACCCUCACCCUGCUUCCCACACACACCUCAGCACCUCUGAGCCUCUGUUCUGGCCAAAGGCCCCCCCCCCAGGCAGCUCCCCCACCGGCCACAGAGCCCAAGGGGCCCGAAACGGAUGACUGGGAAGCUCCUCCUUCCCAGCUCCUCAGAUUCACCUCUGAAACCUCCAGAACCCGCCCUGGGCCCAGGAGCCAGUCUGCUCAGGACGGCCUGCAGGCACCUGGAGCCACCCCAGACGGAGGCUGCCUGCUCAGUUCCACUGGGGAUCUGAGCCUGCAGGGUAUUUUUCUAAAGCUGAAGACAGGAAGAAUUGUGCCUUGCGUGUUACUUGAGCUCAAACUGACAACUUGGAUGUAAAUAGACGCAUUUCUACUGGGUUUAUUUAAUAAAGCUCUAUAUAAUUUCUUAAGAGA